Molecule: messenger RNA, 1164 nt
Organism: Phaeodactylum tricornutum CCAP 1055/1
Lineage: Eukaryota; Bacillariophyta; Bacillariophyceae; Surirellales; Neidiaceae
Exons: 1
Coding region: 46-1164 (372 amino acids)
Source: RefSeq, a predicted model, not a curated record
GAAACCUUCAGGCGUUUUCGCAAAGUUCUCUUGAAAGCAAUCAUUAUGAAGACGCCUUUGCUACUUUUAUCGAUUUGGAGUAGCUUCUUUAUAUCAGAAAAUUCGGCGUUCUCUCCGCCUUUCGUUUCUGUGUUCGGCAAGAAAAGGGACACUGAGAUACACGAAUCAAAGCCACUGCAACUCAAAGAUGUUGUCCAGAAAGUAGCGGUUACAGGUGCGACCGGCCGUACAGGGCGUCUAGUAGUUGAAGAGCUAUUGGAACGCGAAGUCUCCUCCGUCGUAGCCAUAGUCCGUGAUACCAAGAAAGCUGCCGAAAUUUUUCCGAAUCCUCCCGAUAAUCUACAGAUAGUCCAAGUCGACCUCUUCGACGAAAACCAGAUCAAGGUACUCUGUGAGAGCUUGGAUGCGGCUAUUUGGUGUGCAACUGGGUUUUCCAGCAAUGCGGAUACAUCCCCUCUGGAAAGAAUGAAGUCGCUGUUUGGCAUCGCUACAAAACGUACAAUCGAUACUGUCGGUCUACCUUCAUUCGGGAAGUAUCUUUCGGCUGUUCAGGCAACUGGUGGUGAACCUCUUCCAAAAGUGAUUCUCUGCAGCUCGGCGGGGGUAACCAGGCCCAUCUGGGAUGACGCCAAAAAGCAAAGGUUUCCUGGUGCCGCCAAUAUUCCAAUCGUUCGCCUUAACCCGUUUGGAAUUCUUGAUAUUAAACGUAUGAGCGAAGAAAAGCUCCGCGAUACAGGUGCCGAUUAUUGCAUUGUUCGGCCAUCAGGAUUAAACGAUAGCUGGCCCGCAGGAUCACGGCCGAUUUUUUCACAAGGUGAUGUCGCAGUGGGACGUAUCAAUCGUAAGGACGUCGCUAAGGUCCUUGUAGAUGUUCUGACAGCUCCAGAGGCUACGGGGAAAACGUUUGAGACGACGGCAGUUGCAGGCUACCCCAAGGCGCCUUCCAUAGCUCCCGUGCUUUCACGUCUACGAAAGGACUCUGAGGGUUUGCCUUCAAUGGAACAGAUUGAAGGAACCUACACCGCUAUGCAGCAGUUACUCCCCGGUGAACAACAAGAUGCUGCUGCAUUGGCAAUGGGGCAGACCUAUGAGCAGCUUGAUAGAGGCGAAGAAGGACGUCUUGGAAAACGUGGCCAAGAAAAGCUGUCGCAGAUUCGAGAUUAA